AUGGUUUAUUUUCAGCUGCUCACAGCAGUAGCUGUCGCGACACUAGCCUACGCGCAGACAGAUGGCCUCGACAAGGAUAUUCAGACGCUCUACGAGCGAAGAGUAGAGUCUGCAGUUGCCCAGUCCGGUGCUACAGCCGAACUUGUUCAAUCUUAUAUGUCUACUAUUCAGGAGGACGGAACAUGGAAAGACGUCAACUACACUACUGGUUGUGAUGCUCGGCGUGCCAAUUGGCCAGCCAGCAUUCACUGGACUCGAAUUCUUGCUAUGUCUGCGGCGUACUAUGGUGCUCCCGGAGCUGAAGAAUAUGCUAAAAGCUCGGAACUGCGGGGUAUCAUAUCGCGAGCAAUGGAAUAUUGGUUUGCUAAUGACUUCAGCACAAUUGGUAAUGGAGCAUGUCUGGAUGGAGGGGGUCUUGCUGGUGACCUAUGCCCGUGUGGGACUCCAGGCCUAUGGAAUACGAAUUGGUAUAGCAACGUGAUCCUUGUCCCCAGACCUGCUGGAGCAGCCUGUCUAUUGUUACGCGAUGACCUGACCUCUACAGAGUUAGGAAAUUGUACCCAAAUGACUGCACGCUCUGAUGCAGUAUUUUAUCGAGAUAUUCUGCCAAGCUAUACCGCUGGCGCAAACACACUGGAGAUCUCUUCAAUUGCAAUUGCCUGUGCACUGUUGGAAAAUAACCGUACAGGAAACAUCACGAGAUUGGACGGCGUGUUCGACCGCGUCCAUAGAGAGCUCGUCACUCAUGACGAAGAUCGGGUGGAUGGUGUAAAGCCAGAUGGCUCGUUCCAUCAGCACAUUGGGAUAAUAUACAACGGCAAUUACGGAGCUGUCUUCUCACGGAACAUGGCAGCAUUCGAGAUACAAUCCCUCAACACGAGAUUUCAAGCAGACGAAGCCAGUCGAGAUGUACUGGGUUUACUUCUCGGAGGCACACAAUGGAUGGUAUUUAGCGAUCCCUCAAGAAAGAAACAUUUUUGGGACUAUACUGUUAUUCCUAGGUUCAUUUCCUUCGCGAUUGCGGAUAAUCAGCCAAGCUCAGGCCUCGGAGCUCUGGAUCCUAACUAUCGAACUCUCGGCGAUGCAUGGAAUCAAACUCAGAUACAAAGAUUUGUCAGGGACCUGGAACCAGUACCAACUUCAGUCAAUGCAGGUCCACUUGUGGGUAACAGGAUGUUCUGGAACUCCGAUUAUAUGGUCCAUCGUACGGAGGACACCAUUACCACCCUCAAACUUAUCUCGAAUCGAACCAAGACGUCCGAGUGCGUCAAUACCCAAAAUCCUUAUGGUUUUCACCUUUCGGAUGGGGUCAUGUACCAAUACUCUACUGGGGCAGAGUACCAGGAUAUGUGGGCUACUCUUGAUUGGAACCUCGCUCCAGGUUCUACAACAGACUACAACGUCACGAUCUUGAAUUGCUCCAAGACUGCAACGUUCGGUAUUGAUCCUUAUGCAGGCGGUGUUAGUUCAGGGGAUGCUGGUAUUGCGGCUAUGAAGUAUCUCAACCCCCAAACGCAGCAAUUCAGCUUCCGAAAAGCGUGGCUCUUCUUCUCUGACAACGUGCAGCAUGUUCUAGUCAAUGGCGUCGUGUCCAACAGCACCGCACCUGUGUACUCCAACCUCGACCAGAGACUUCACAAGGGCCCUAUCUACAUCGACGACAACGAAAUUACCAGCGGAAACCAUAGUGGCGUGAGCAGUUUAUGGCAUUCUGGAACAGGCUACGUAUUUCCCAAGGCACAAGAAACGGAAAUAUGGCUUAAUGCAGGGGAAAAGACUGGUGAAUGGAAGUCAAUUGGGACAAGUACCCAGCCUGCAUAUACCACCGAUAUGUUUGCCGCAUCGAUUGUUCACGAUUCAUGCAAUUUGGACUCGCCGAUAGAAUAUUCCAUCUUUCCUGCGACUAGCUCGAACGAGCAGUUCAAGACCAAGGCCAGCGAAAAUACUCCCAGUACAAUUAUCAACGAUGGUACCGUGAGCGCAGCCAUCGACUCAAAGGGCCAUUUGAUGGGCGCUGCGUUUUGGACCGAAGGAGGCGGCUCAGUACCAGUCUCGGCUAUGGGCUUGACGGUUCAUGUUGACCGGCCUGUCGUGCUCAUGAUAAAACGUGUCGAUGAGCAGUCUUGUGAGGUACAUUUGGCAGAUCCUGCACACGGGAGCGGGAUUGUGAAGGUACGACUGGAGAAAUUGUCCAAAGGCUAUCGGCAUAAACAUAGGCGCAAUGAUCGACGACAGCUAGGACACGCGGCAGGCGAAUUUUAUGUAGGUGCCAGACACCACCACCGCUCCGAGUUGGAGACGACAAAUAAUGAUGUAUUGUUGGAGUUUGAGCUCCCCGAUGGUGGAAUGGCUGGAUCUGGAGUAACCAAAGUGUUUAACUGUAAAUGGGCAUAG
Molecule: messenger RNA, 2394 nt
Organism: Rhizoctonia solani
Lineage: Eukaryota; Fungi; Basidiomycota; Agaricomycetes; Cantharellales; Ceratobasidiaceae
Product: polysaccharide lyase family 8 protein
Exons: 10
Coding region: 1-2394 (797 amino acids)
Biological process (GO): carbohydrate metabolic process
Cellular component (GO): extracellular region
Molecular function (GO): carbohydrate binding; lyase activity
Source: RefSeq, a predicted model, not a curated record